Dichomitus squalens LYAD-421 SS1 is the source of this 1690-nucleotide messenger RNA. RefSeq lists its product as uncharacterized. Lineage: Eukaryota; Fungi; Basidiomycota; Agaricomycetes; Polyporales; Polyporaceae. The transcript has 2 exons. The coding region runs from base 1 to 1554 and encodes 517 amino acids. The record is from RefSeq and is a predicted model, not a curated record. Gene Ontology annotation, molecular function: protein binding.
AUGGCUGGCAUCAUCGCCCGUGCGCCUUUCGACAAUCCUGCCGCCGACACCGUGAUCCGCUCGAAAGACGGCGUGAACUUUCGCGUUCGAAGCGGCAUAAUCGCAGAGGCUUCUCCAAUAUUCUCCGAUAUGUUCGGCAUUCCCCUGCCAGACCCCAAUCAGCUAGCCAACAAUUCUGACUACAUGGAUGGUAAGCCGGUCGUUGCCGUCGAAGAGGACAGCGCGACGCUUGACCGGCUGCUCCGGUUAUGCUAUCCCACCACCGACCCGGUCUUGACGCAGCUCGGAGACGUCCGGCUAGUGCUGGCGGCGGCAAUGAAGUACGAGAUGGAGGAAGCCAGUGCGCUGAUGAAGAAAGCGCUUCUCUCGUUUGUCAAGUCACAGCCCCUGAGCGUGUGGGCGUUGGCGUGCAUACUCAGACUUGAACCCGAGGCCAGGAUAGCUGCGGAGGCUUUGCUUGGAAAGGAUCUUCCCAUUGAUGCGCCGCUGGAGUUGCAGGAUAUCUCUGCGGGGACCUAUUAUCGGCUUGUGAAAUUCCACCGGGCGAAAGGGGACGUCGGUGAACAGUUCAAGUUCACGGAGCCUGGCCCUGAUGACGUGCCGAGAAUUCGACGCACCAAACCACCAGGGGCAAAGAUCGUAUACCGAUCUCGGCCUUUCGCCGACAUAAUCUGCCGCUCUUCCGAUGGGCAGGAAUUCCAAACCCACAAGAUUAUCCUCUGUGCCGCAUCCUCGACUCUGCAAGAUCAGAUCCUUGCCCUUCCAACCUCAGCUGAACCAUCUUCCUCUCUGCCUGUGAUUAGCCUCGACGCACGCGGCGCCCCCCUUGGGGCGCUCCUCGAGAUGAGCUAUCCUGUCGACUGCGAUGGACUCAGCGACAUCCCCGUGCACGACGCCAUCGCCAUGAUGGACUGUGCGCGGCGGUUCAGGAUGGACACGCACUUCCGCCGGCUGAGAUACAACUCAUUCGGCACGCUCAAGGUCUCGCAGCCGCUCCCGACCUACUUGCUUGCAAGCAGCUUCGGACUCACGGAGGUCGCGGAGGACGCGCUCGCGUUCCUGCACGCGGACCCGUUCACGUACGGGUGUAUACCAGAGAUGGAGACGACCCCUGCGUUGGCCUACCAUCAUCUGCUGAUCAACCGGCGCGAGUCUCUUGCGGUCGCGUCAAAGCUGACAGCCGUGGUAAAGCCGACGUCCCAAGCGGUGGCGGCGGGCUCUGGAGACUCGGCGGCGGACGAGACGAUGGACGUCGAUGCGUCUGCCUCCAUCGGGAGUGGGAGUGAUAAGUCGCCACCUCGUGGAGACCCGUGGUUGCUGGGUAUCCUGGAACGCACGGUCGAGGAGUUGCGCUCUCCGCAUCAGGACGAACAUUGGUGGGAGAAGCCCAAGACGUCCGCGACCCUCCAGCAGUCUGUGGACAAGGGGAUGUGGUGCGGUGAUUGUGAGGACAACGUGCGGCUGAUAUUGCGGAUCGAGAACUUGCAUGCGGAUGUGAGGAAGGCGAUGGAUGCAAACAAUGGCAAGCUGUUGAAACGAAGGUUGCCGGUGUGAAUUGCAGAGGAUGCUGCAUACCUCUACUUUGGUUGGUGGCUUUCCAACAAGGACCGUCACGGAGUCAUCAUGCAUAUGUAUUUUUGAAAUAACAGAACGAACGCAAUCGCAAAGCAUGUCCACAAGGCAAAUUUGA